AUGAGAACGCAGCUGUGAACUUUGACAAACUGCCGAGAUCAUCAACAUUCUUACUGUGGCUGUGAUUUGAAGAGGAUCGUGUAUUCCAUCAUUAUCUUUUCCAUUCAUGAGUCAAAAGUGUCUCUUAUUUAAUGCUAAGGUUUCCAUAUGCAAGGUUUUUGUCAUUGAUUUUCUGUGACUAAUUAAAUUUGAAAAGAAAAUCUUCUCCACUGUGUGAUUAAGUGAAAUAAUUUUCCUUGCAAAGCUCUAAAUUUAGUUUUUCUCUCUCUCACUAAAUUCGACAUUUUAAACAACAUGAAGUGCUCUAAUUGCUGACAAGGAGAUUAAAGCUCAGUGACUCAUUAUGUGUUUGUGCUGUACGACUUUUAAGUUAUAAUUGGAAUACAAAUAGUGAAAAUUUCCCAUAGGACUUCUUAUGAUGGAAAAAGUAUUGAAUUUCUUUGUCAUUUGCUGUGUUUGCACCACGAUGUUUUCAAUGGGGGGUGCCACAGAAAAAGCCAGAGACAGAGUGGAUGUGGCUACAAAUGAGGAGGGCAUGGAUGAAGGUACUUUUGGGGGAUACAGCCACGUUGCCACUACACCCAAAAUAGAGAGUCCGGUGCACGAUGAGAGACUUUCCAGAUAUGAGCAGGGCCUGGAGGACUACGAGGAGGCAGCAGCGCGACUAGAUAAUGAGGAAAAGGCGGAGAAGAGACGAGAUGCUGGGGGUGGAAGUGCACCCUAUACCUGGAGAGGUGGCAAUAAUUCAUGGGAGCGUGCACUAAAUCUCAUCGGAGAUGUCGUCUCAGUGGUUCGAUCCCUCAAAUCGUAUCAGAGUACAGCUACUGAAGCCACAUCUCAAGCAUCCAUGGAAUUAGCGGGAAAUUCCUCUGCAAAUAGCGCUGGGUCUCUAAUUGGAUCCCCAAGAGAUGACAUUGACGAUACGCCAGCGACCACAGAAGUUGCGAGAGUGGAGGGCAGGUACAUCAAGGGAGAUCCUCUAAAGGGGUACUAUGACUUUGUCAUCACAGAAGGAUCCUACAAAUUUUGGGCUGCCUUUCAGCUGGCAACUGCAGCCUUAAUUAUUUAUUCAACAUUCGCAGCGAUUUACUAUUCAAAGGUUAAUCCGAUUGUUUCCGAUUAUGAUUAUGUUGAUUAUCUGGGAGGUGGGCGCUCAAUGGCCGGAGCACGGAGCUUCGAUGGUGACACCGAGACGGAUGACACGGAGGCAUCGUCCAGUUGGUUGCCAUCCCUCAACAGCAGCUGGGUCACGACGGCCGUCCAUGGGUUUGAGUUUGUCAUGGAUGCCAUUGAAAAGAUACCCCAAUAGCGUCAACGCACCAGCGGAAAUGCACUUUUGCAUGCACUCGAGGGGAAAUAUAAUAUGUACACUACAUACACAUACACACAAUGUAGAUCUAUUGCAAAAUGAGAGCUUUCCGUGUACAAAAAGCUCAAAACGAAAAUGUAGGUAGUGAAGAAUUCGGGACGUGCACACUGUGUGGAAGUUGCAAGUUUUUUAUGCUCCCACACUCCCCCUGCUCAAGACAUACCUACACAAAACAACGAAAUACUUGAAAGUUCGUCUCGAGAGCUUUUACUAUUAUCUCUCUAAUUGACUGAAGUUGAAAUUGUUUAAAGUUUAUUUUCGGAAUGUUUGAGGCACAAAUCACGCCAACAACAUUUUUCCCGCAUUGGUGCACUGCAAAAUGUCACAUGGAGCUUCUUCACGUGAAAAUUAGGUUGUGCUUACCUUCAGACAAUGCUUUCAUGAAUUCUAAACAAUAAUGUUAGCAAAAUAUACACUAAAUAAUAUCCCGAAAAUUCAUGCGACAUGAAUUAAAAUGAUAUUUUAAGAGCAUUAACAUGGGGAUGUAUUUUCUAAAAUGUACUCAAAGUUUUUUAAUUAACCUGCUCACACUAAAUGCCUCGUGGCCAUGGAAAAUUUUGAAGCAAAGUCUUUACAAUGCACUUGAGAAUUCCUUGCUUACACUCAAAAAAAUCUACCUUGCAAUUUUCAUUGAUAGUUUUGAGAAAAUAAUUUCCUAAUAAUUUCUCGCCUAUUUUAUUGACUUUAAAAAUGGUUUUAAUUAUACCUAUAGCUAGAUUUUCAGUGAAAUGCAACUUAUUUCAUGAUUUUUCUAAUAUAUAUAUUUUUUUUUACUAUUUAUACUGUACGUAUGUGGGUCAAUAGCAACAAAGCUUUCAUAAACAAAUGUAGAAAAAACUUAUAAAAAAAUUCAUAAUGGAAAGCUGCAUUUUACAUCUGAAUCCAUCUACUGAAUACACAAACUAUUUUAUAUAGGGAUAACUUUGACAAAAAAUAUGUAUAUCUGGGUUUUUUUUGGUACCCUUACAUGAUCCACUCCAUCCAAAGUUUCCUCUAUAAAAUUUUAAUCAAAAUCAAUGGAAAAAUUAUUUUCUCGGAAAAAUAUAAAAAUUCCAGGAAGAUUUCUCUGAGUGUCUGCGCAGGAAAGCUCACUGCAGUUUAUGCCAUAAAAUUACAAUACGAUGAAUAUAAGUAGAAAACAGCAAAAUAAAUUAAUAAUUUAGCAUUUUUACCAUUUGGAGUGGCAUUAAAAGUGCAUGCAGGAGGAAUUGGUCUGAUGAGCACAUCCGAAAUUGUAAUUUGAACUCUAGAGAAAUUAUCAAAAUACUCUCGGAGGUGCUUCCUGGAGCACGAACAAUUCCCCGUGCCAGCAUCCGUGGCCACGAAAUACAAUUGAUCCGCCCUGGGGGCACUAUUAUUCAUCUGCCAUACAACGCGAAAGUUUCACCCGCAAGGUAAAAGCUCACUUUCGGGAAUUGGCUUUCGCAUCCGAAUUUCCGCCGCAAGAGAAGCGAGUUCAUGUGAAAAUGCAACAAUAUAUAUGAACAUUUCAUUGAUUUGAUUGCUGGGUUCUUAUACAGGUCUUAAAACGGUUGUAGCUAUUGUUAGUGCUUCUCCCUAUUUCGAUUUUUAUUAUAUAUAGUAUGCCAUACUUUCUUUAUUAUAAUAUAAGUAUAUUGUUAGAGUUUAGAAUAUUGUAUUAGUGAAGUCAUCACUGAAAUGUGUUAUAUAUUCGUUGUGCAAAUUCAAUGGGUAGGAAAGAGGGGAAUGGCAGUUCUGGUGAAGAUAACAAUAAUAAUCAUAAGAAUAGCAUAAUUUACGCAUAUGCCAGCAAUUACGAUAAAUGAGUCUUCUAUUGUUGUAACGUGGAAAAAGAAGUGCGGAGAAUUCCAUCAAGAAAUAAAGCAAAUAAUGGA
Lutzomyia longipalpis is the source of this 3225-nucleotide messenger RNA. RefSeq lists its product as uncharacterized. The transcript is spliced from 5 exons. The coding region runs from base 416 to 1309 and encodes 297 amino acids. The record is from RefSeq and is a predicted model, not a curated record. Lineage: Eukaryota; Metazoa; Arthropoda; Insecta; Diptera; Psychodidae.